AAAAUCGUUUAUUACCAGACCUUCCUUCUCUCAGACAAGGCAUCGUGUCUUUUUUUUUUUCCUUUUAGGUUUCUUCGUCCCUCCUCUUCAUCAGAAAUCAAACCCAUCACGUUGAGGUCGGAGCCGCCACCGCCGCCGCCGCCGAGGAAAUUAGGAAAAUUUAGAUCGGGGCGAAUUGGCGUGUAUUGCCACGGGAGAUCUCAGAUUUAGCAUCUAAUAUGGAUUCGAUGUGAAUUUGAAGAUGACGGAAUCUAUGUGGUCACACGAUCAACCUUCUCCUCAGCCCUCACCAAAACCAGUGGCUCGCCAAAGGUCUAGGAGCAUCUUCAGGUUACUGGUUCAGAGAGAGAUUUCACCUAAAACAAAGUCUGUGCCACGGAAACGAUGGGGAGUUAGCCGCCGAUGUGUUACUGCUGCUGAUUCACCCUGUGGAACCAGUAGGGAACCUGUGAGCGAGCAGAGACAUAAUCUUAUUUCAUGGGUUGAGGCAGAGUCAUUGCAGCAUUUGUCUGCUACCUACUGUCCUCUUAUGCCUCCUCCGAGGUCAACUAUUGCAGCCGCUUUUAGUUCUGAUGGAAGAACUCUUGCUUCUACGCAUGGUGACCACACUGUUAAGAUUAUUGACUGUGAGACUGGAAAAUGCUUAAAAGUUCUGAGCGGCCACCGGAGGACACCAUGGGUGGUCAGAUUCCACCCACGCCACUCAGAAAUAGUUGCUAGUGGAAGUUUAGAUCAUGAGGUGCGCUUGUGGAAUGCAAAAACUUCAGAUUGUAUUAGAUCUCAUGAUUUCUAUCGACCUAUUGCUUCUAUAGCUUUCCACGCUGAAGGUGAUAUACUUGCUGUUGCAUCUGGUCAUAAGUUGCACAUAUGGCAUUACGAUAAGACAGGGGAGGACUCAACACCAGCAAUUGUUUUGAAGACGAGGCGCUCCCUGAGAGCUGUACACUUUCAUCCACAUGGGGUUCCUCUUCUCUUGACUGCAGAGGUGACUGACAUUGAUUCACCAGAUUCCGCAAUGACUAGAGCAACAUCUCCAGGCUAUUUGCGAUAUCCACCUCCUGCUAUUUUCUUCACCAACACGCAGAGUGGCAGUCAUACUAGUAUGGCAGCGGAACUGCCACUUGUGCCGUUACCGUACUUGCUUUUGCCUUCAUAUUCUCCUGAUGAUCCAAGAAUCCAACAUUCCACUGCUACUACUGGUCCAAGGAGUGCUCCAUCAAGGUUUCAGAGUAAUCAAAGUUCAGUAGAACACGGCAGCAGCAGAACAAUGUCUACUCCUCCACCUCCUCCUCUUCCCUUGGCUAUGUCCGGCGAUCUUGCUGGAUCCCCUCAUGUCCCAGAAAACUCCCUAGCUAGAGCUAGAGCUUCGACCACAGCUGUUGAUGCUAUGGAUAUAGACGAAGCUCAACCUGUUGGAGGAAAUAGAAUUCCCAGGCAAGUGUCAAGUCAGUCAGAUUUACUUGAUUUUGGACAAUUUCAGCAAUUAUUUCACUCCAGAGACAGAGUUUCGUGGGAGUUACCUUUUCUACAAGGGUGGUUGAUGGCUCAAAGCCAGGCUGGUGUUCUUCCUACUGGUGGUAGUGGCACAGCUCCUCCUCAUGCAGGUUCUUCUUCAGCAUCUCAUUCAUCCACAGCCAGUCUAGAGGCUGCAGUGGCGUCAUUAGAAAUUCCUGGUGGUGUUAACUUAUAUGGAGUUUCUGCAAGCGGCCACACCAGGGACCGAACCCGCUUCGCAGGAUCUGGUUUAGCAGGAGGUCUUCCCUCUCGUAACGCUCAACAGGAAGGAACUGAAGCUCAACCUGUGGUGAACAGACUCCCGUCUGAACUGGCUACUUCCAUUGCUGCUGCAGAGUUGCCUUGUACUGUCAAACUUAGAGUGUGGUCACAUGACAUCAAAGACCCAUGUGCAAUACUAAGGUCCGACAAGUGCCGAUUAGCAAUACAUCACGCUGUUCUUUGCAGUGAAAUGGGAGCUCAUUUUUCUCCAUGUGGGAAAUAUUUAGCGGCCUGUGUAGCAUGUGUUAUUCCUCAUGCUGAGGCAGAUCCUGGUUUGCAGACUCUGGUCCAACAAGAUUCAGGCCUUGCAACUUCCCCUACUCGGCAUCCUGUCACAGCACAUCAAGUCAUGUAUGAACUUCGUGUGUAUUCUCUCGAAAAGGAAACGUAAGUGUUAUUAAUUACAUUUCUCAACUUUUGAA
Messenger RNA from Raphanus sativus (radish), 2198 nucleotides. RefSeq lists its product as uncharacterized. Gene Ontology annotation, cellular component: intracellular membrane-bounded organelle. NCBI's taxonomy places the organism in Eukaryota, Viridiplantae, Streptophyta, Magnoliopsida, Brassicales, Brassicaceae. Gene Ontology annotation, molecular function: protein binding. The transcript has 9 exons. The record is from RefSeq and is a predicted model, not a curated record. Bases 242 to 2167 code for a protein of 641 amino acids. Gene Ontology annotation, biological process: autophagy.